Uloborus diversus is the source of this 7303-nucleotide messenger RNA. RefSeq names its product PH-interacting protein-like (gene BRWD3). NCBI's taxonomy places the organism in Eukaryota, Metazoa, Arthropoda, Arachnida, Araneae, Uloboridae. Gene Ontology annotation, biological process: regulation of cell shape; regulation of transcription by RNA polymerase II; cytoskeleton organization. The record is from RefSeq and is a predicted model, not a curated record. Gene Ontology annotation, molecular function: protein binding. Bases 275 to 7024 code for a protein of 2249 amino acids. The transcript has 34 exons. Gene Ontology annotation, cellular component: nucleus.
UCGGACUCUAUCUUCAUGCUAAAUUUUAUGAUAAUUAAAAGCCUUAGUAAUAGUAUUUAUGUUUAUUACUGGUAAUUACUAUAUUGUAAGCUCCUUUGAUUUUAACGGAUCGCAAAAUGUAGCUCUAAUUGCUUACUAUUGCUAUGCAAUGUCUGCGAUCCAAUGUCGUUAGGAUAAUGCAGUGUGCCAAGUUUGUGUUUAUAAUUCAUACAAGGCAGUAAUUUAUGAUGUAGUGCAAUUUAAUUGUAUUUAAUGGUGAAAGUUAGUUUUCAGAAUGCCCGAAAGUGUUGAAGACAAAAAGAAAGUGUCUAAUAUUGAAGCUGAGCUUUACUUAUUGAUUGCUAAAUUCUUGAGCAUUGGUCCUUGUACUCGAGCUGCUCAGGUACUGAGGGAAGAAAUCGAGGAACAUGAUCUUUUGCCGAAACGUGUUGAUUGGCUUGGAAAUGAGCACAGCAGGAGCUUUAAUGAGUUGAAUUCACAGCUUCCACAAAUUGCCGAUGAUCAUUUACUGAAAAUAUGCACCAGAAUUGGACCUAUCUUAGACCAAGAAAUUCCAACCAAUGUUCCUGGUUUGACUUCUUUGUUAGGAGUUGGAAGACAAUCCCUUUUGAGAACCAAAGAAGAGUUGAACAAACCAAAAUGUCAGAUUACAAACCUUAUGGCAAGAAAAAAUGGCAUGCCAUUAUUUCCACCUCCAACAUCUCAUUCUUCUUAUCCACCAAAUAUUUCUCAGGUUCUAAUUUCUCGAGAGUUAAGCGGAGGCAUUUCCUGUCGACAUGCAUUCUCGCCAAAGAUAUAUGCAAGACAGCAAAUGUAUAGACGUCUAUUAGGCCAUUUAUCAUCAGUGUACUGUGUACUUUUUGAUAGAACAGGAAAAUAUAUUUUUACUGGUGCUGAUGAUCUCCUUGUAAAAAUAUGGUCUGCAACUGAUGGAAGAUUAUUAGCUGCGCUUCGUGGUCACUCUGCAGAAAUCACCGAUAUGGCUGUAAACUAUGAGAACACUCUUCUGGCAGCAGGUAGCUGUGACAAAACUAUUCGUGUUUGGUGUCUACGAACCACGGCUCCUGUGGCAGUACUUAAUGGUCAUACAGCAAUGGUCACAUCGUUGCAGUUUUGUCCUUAUCCAAAAAACAAAGAGCAACUUUUGAUAUCUACUGGUAAUGAUGGAUGUAUUUGUUUUUGGCAGUGGAGCUCUAGUAACAAUGCAUUUAAUCCUAAACCAUUGAAAUUCACUGAAAGGAACAAGCCUGGAGCACAAAUGAUUUGCUCAACAUUCAGCCCAGGUGGUUUGUUUUUGGCUACGGGUAGCACUGAUCAUUUUGUUCGUGUUUAUAACAUUGCGGGAAUAAAUGGUCCUGAAAAGAUUUUGGAACAAGAAGCACACACCGAUCGUGUUGAUAGUUUGCAGUUCAGUAAUUUAAGAUGCCGUUUUAUCAGUGGGAGCAAAGAUGGCACUGCUCUAAUAUGGAAAUAUGAAAAACAAAAUUGGAGUAGCAUCCAACUAAAAAUGUCAGCAAAACUGCCUGGACAAACUGAAGAACCUGAAGAUUCAAAGUUGAAGUUGCGAGUCACGAUGGUAGGGUGGACGUUAGAUGAUAGUAAAGUUAUCACUGCUGUGAGCGAUCAUUCAAUUAAAGUAUGGAAUUCAAACACAGGAGGAUUAUGUUAUAUUUUAAGGGGGCAUGAAGAUGAAGUAUUUGUGCUGGAAUCACAUCCCAUUGAUCCAAGAGUUUUUCUUAGCAGUGGUCAUGAUGGAAGGAUAAUUAUUUGGGACCUACUUACUGGCACUAUUAUAAAGAAUCAUUUUAACUUGAUUGAAGGUCAAGGACAUGGAGCUGUAUUUGAUUGCAAAUUUUCUCCAGACGGACUUAUGUUUGCAUCUACGGAUUCACAUGGGCAUUUGAGCAUGUUUGGAUUUGGUUCGAAUGAUAAAUAUAAAAAGGUUCCAGAAGAACAGUUUUUUCACACUGACUAUCGACCACUAAUUCGGGAUAUUCAUCAUCAUGUGCUAGAUGAGCAAACUCAAACUGCACCACAUUUGUUACCUCCUCCGUUUUUGGUUGAUAUUGAUGGCAACCCUUAUCCUCCUCACGUUCAACGUCUAGUCCCUGGUCGAGAAUAUUGCAAUGAUUCUCAACUUAUCCCAUAUGUUGCUGUAUCUGCAGAGGGAGAAGCUGAAAUAUUAGAGCCAGUUCGAUCUGCAAAUGAUGGUCCUGGUGAUCGACCUACAAUUGAUGACAUGAUCCAAAGGCUACAGCAAGAACAAAGUUUGAAUCAAGGUCAUGUGGACUCAAGUAAUUCUAGUAGCUCCAGAUCAUCUCCUAGUAGCUCUCUUCGAUCUCCACAUUCUUCUCGAAGAGUGCCUGCUGAAAAUGGUGAAAGAAGUACUGCUGAACCAUUUUCUCCUCGCACACCUCGAUCUCAAGCAGGUCAUAGCCGUGUUGGUUUGCGUCGAACAGGAGAUGUUGAAGGAGUGCAGUCUGUUGGCAACUGGCAAUCUCGUGGCAAUCAGGGAGAUGUACCAGCGUGGGUUAAACGUGUUGUUGUAAGACCUAUGAGCUCUUCACUCUCUAAGUCUCACUUACUUCGAAGGACAGAUUUGGCUGAUUAUGAACUACAUUUUUACAACAAAGAAAAGAAAACAAGGUCGCAGCUUAAUUCCAGAGAAGAAUACAAAAAAAUGGAAGUAAAAGAUUUUAUAAGGCGGAAAGGUUUAAGGGCUGGAUUGAGAUCUAGGACAGAAGAUGAAGCUGCAAGUUCAAUAAAUGAAGAAGAUGAUGAAAAUCCAGAUCCAGACCAAAUGCACUGUUCAUCAGAUUCUGAAUCGGAACAUUCAGAUACGGAAGACAGUAAUUCUGGAGAAUACUCAGAUUGGAUCGAAGAUGUUGGACUUAACAUUAAGUCGAACGUAAAAGGUAAAGUAGAAGCAAGGCCAACUAUUUCAGGAACUUCAACGCGGCCAGGAAAACCUCGCAAACCAGCAACUUCAUCGGGUGAUGAGAGUGAUGAAGAAGCAGAAAAAGAAAAUGAUGAAGAGGAUGAACCUAGUUCUUCCAUGAAUAGAUCAUCAUCUUUCAAUGGGACAAGGAGAAGUAGAAAUAAGAGAUCUGCACCAUCUCGAAUUAAACCAGCAGUUAAUGGCAAAAAGUUACCCGAAAGGUUCCGUCCUCCUGAAUGGUUGACAGAUGUUAUGCCACAUAAAGUACCAUUUGUACCUCAAGUUGGCGAUGAAGUUGUUUACUUUAGACAAGGUCAUGAAUUAUAUGUUCAAGCUGUGAAGAGGAAUAGAAUUUAUGACAUUUAUACCAGAAGCCAGCCUUGGAGAAAAAUCAACUUGCGGGAUCAAGAAGUGGCUGUGAUUGAAGAUAUAUGUUUUGAAAAUCAUCCUCCUCAUUUAUGCUGCUUGAAGUUACGACUGCUAAAUCCUGCAAAUAAGCAUGAUGAUAGAUUUUCAGUGAAAUAUCAUGAUAUGCCUGAUGUUAUUGAUUUCAUUGUGUUGAAGCAGUACUAUGAUCAAGCAAUGCACUAUGAUUGGAAGCCAGGUGAUCGCUUCAGGUCAGCCAUUGACAAAGCUUGGUGGCUUGGAACAAUUCUGUCUCAGAAACCCUUGAAUCCAAAUUUUCCAGAUUCUAUGUUUCAAUGUUUUUUUGUUAAAUGGGACAAUGGUGAAAAAGAACACAUGAGUCCAUGGGAUUUUGAACCUAUUGAUAAUGAACGAUUGCCCGAGGAAGAAGGUGGAAGUGUUGAUAUCACUGCUGAAGAACAUUUGUUAAUGAUGUACUUUCCUGAGCCUCAUGAAUGGUCUUCUUUUGGUCAAAAUCAUGAUUGUGAUAGAUUAACUCGUGGUUUGAAUAGGAUAAUGGAGUUAUCCAUUACAGAACCAUUUGUUCAUCCCGUCGAUUUGAAUCAGUAUCCCAGCUAUGCAAUAGUGGUGGAGUAUCCCAUGGAUUUAGGGACAAUUAAAGCUCGUUUAGAAAACAGAUUUUAUAGGAGGCUGGAUGCUGUUAAAUUUGAUAUUCGUUUUAUAUUAAUCAAUGCAAAAAAGUUCAAUGAACCUUCUAGUCGUAUUGUGAAGCAAGCAAAGUGUGUUGUGCAUCUAUGCUUAAGAUUUGUUGAAAAUUCAUUGUGUUCUGAUCCAAUGACUUUAUACCAUGAAAUGAUGGAAGCCAAGCAAUCAAGAUCUCAAGAUUCUCAAAGUGAAUUGGAUGUUUUGUGCAGUGAAUCUGACAGUGAAAGAGAGCACACAACUAUGAAUCGCAUGAAAAGAAAAAAACAAAGUGCUCAUCAUCAAUCAGGCAAACGAGUUCGUUUGGGAAGCCAAAAAUAUACCUCACAAAGUUGGAAACAGCAAUGUUCAAGCUUAUUGGAAAGGAUUAUUCUUUGUGAUGACUCUACACCAUUCAGAAAUCCUGUCAGUCUAAAUGAAUACCCUGAUUAUAGAAAUAUUAUUGACUGCCCUAUGGAUUUAUCUACUGUUAGAGACAAGCUGAGUACCAAUCGUUACAAUAGUCCAACUGAUUUCUGUAAAGACAUGAGGCUUAUUUUUCAAAAUUCUCGUAACUACAAUACAAAUAAAAAGUCCAGGAUUUAUUCAAUGACUAUCCGAUUAUCUGCCAUGUUUGAAGAGCACAUAAGAGGCAUUGUUAGUGACUGGAGGUCUGCUGUUAAAUAUGAAGAUAAAAUAAGGAACAAUCAAUAUGUUAGUAACAGGCGAAAACCACUCAUACUGGAUGCAGAUGUAAAUGUGGGAGCUUCAACUUCACAACUUUCAUCUUCAUCCUUAAUUAGGAGAGUAAUCUCACGCCAGAAAGUGAAUCAUGCUUCAAGUACAACAUUCCAUAAACCAAGUAGCUCAAAAACUGUCCUCAACAACAAAUUUAAUUCUCAAGGUUCUCCACAAAAAAGGAAGCUAAUAGAGUCUCAGUCAUCUAAAAAUUCAGCUGUUCGUGUUAAAAAGAAAUACCUGAGAAACUCAUUAGGUUCAACUGUUACAAAUGGUACUGUGCAAAAGAACAUUAUCAAAGCCACUAAAAACAAAAUAAAGGAAAAAGCCUCAAAGAAAUGUAAUGGUACACUAAGAAAGAAAGAAUCUCCCGUUACUGAGGAAUCUCAGUCUGAUAGCAAUGCAAGCAAUCCUUCCAAUGCAUCUGAAAGGAGCAGUGCAAGUGAUGGCUCUGAAUGGGGAAGCAAGGUAAAGAGAAGACGUACAGAAUCAAGUACACCAAAGAGGUUGCGUCCAAGAGUAAUUGCAAAAUACAAACCCCAAAGGUUUACACGUUCCACUUCUUUAUAUCAUCAAUCUCCCAGGUGUUCUGUUGCACAAUCAAAACCAUCUGCUCUCACAAGGCAUAGAAUUCAUACAACUACACUUAAAAGAAAACGUUGGUUAUCAUUAAAUAAAAGGCCAGUGCAACAUAACUUAUCACCUCUUCAUACUCGAUCAAAAUCCAUCCCAUCUCAAAGAACUCGUAGUAUGUUUUAUGGUCUUCGAAGACAAACAGUCAAACCUCAGAAAUACCAGAGCUCUCCAGAUGAGUCUGAAAGCGAAGCAUCGGAAUCGCAAAGUUCUAAAUGUGGAAGAAACUCUAAUAACUCUAAUACCUCAUCAUCCAAAAUUCAACGACCAGACAGCAGUAGUAAAAGUCAGCAGUCUUCUUCAAACUCUGAACCGGAAGAAAAUUCUGAAGAGGAGAAGAUGCCGAGAUACACCAGAUCCAGCAGAGGUAAACUCAAAGAUGAUUCCAAAUCCGUUCGUAGUGCCUUAUCUGCACCAAAAAGUGAAAUGCCAAAAAGGGGUCGAAUACAGACUCGAAACCGCGGACAAAGAACAGUAAGGUAUGCUGAAGCUAAUGAAAGUGAAGAAGAUGAAGACUCGGAAAAUCCUGAAGACUCUGAAAAUCCUGUGAUAUCUUUCAGCAGCAGAGGCCGAUUACGCUCCCCUGUAAUAAACGAUGAUCUGAGAAAGCUACAUCGAGCAAGAACUAAGAAAAUAAUAUCUGAAAGGCUACAAAAGAAAGAUCAUGCAAAAGUAACAAAGAAACAGUCUUCUGAAGAUGAAGACACUUUGUCAGAUUCCAAUGCCAGCAAUCUGGACAGUACAGCUAAUCGUAGUAAAGUUACUCAUAAAAUGAAAUCUUCUUGUCACAAACAACACUUAGCUAGAAGUCUGCAAAAAGAACUGAGGCAAAAAAAGAUAAAGUAUAUUAUUCCAAGACGAAAGGAAAGAACUUUCCAGAAAACAACUACGAAAUACAAAUGGAACUUAAGAACGGUCAGGAAAAAUUCUCCUGUUUCUUUAUUUUCUAAUUCCAAAACAUUUGGUCGUGAUUCUUCGUCAUCGAGGAAAAAAACCACACAACAUCCAAAUAUUAUACAUGUGAAAAGGAAGUACUCUGAAAAUGAAACCUCUGCUACUCACAGUAGUUUUAAAAGUGAUAAUGAUAGUUCAGAAGUGAUCAGGAGCAAAAUUCUAGAAAGUGGAAACAGCAAUGGUAGCAGUGGUAGCCAAUCAUUUGCUAGAAGCAAAUCGCAAAAUAGUUCUGUUAUUAAGAAGUGGUAUUUGAGAUCAACUCCUGAGGAAAUGUCCGAUGCUGCCAUUUUCAUGGAUACUGGAUCUAAGAGCAAUGAGAAGUUUUAUGAAAUACAAACGCGACAUCGUGGCCAAAGAACAGUCACCUACGAGGAAAACAUUGACGAGAUUUAUUCGAAAGAAAAUUAUGAAGAUGAAAACUCUGGGCUGUUUUGCAACGCUAGUUCAUUAGCCACUAAAAAUAAAACAAAUACGAAGGGUGAUGUAUCAGAAAAUUCCAGCACGGGUACAGAAGGUAGCUCAAGGAAACGCACAAACUUUCGAAAUUACCGUAACAAUGAUUGGUCUUUCACCUCAAGAAGAAAUAUGCGGACCAACUUUAUUGGUUGCAGCAGCGAAAGAACUGAACACCUCAGAGGAAUUCAGACACGAAACCGUGGUCAAAGAACCGUUGUAUAUAGCGAAAGUCAAUCUUUUCUUGGAUUAUUUCCAUAAAUAUUUCAAAAAGUAACAUUGAAUUUUGUGAAGAAAUGAUUCUUGAUCGCUUAUUUUGAUGGUGCCCACUUGGCCAGAUGUAAUUUUUCUGUCAGGAACUUAAAGAACUUAAAGUCAUAACUGUUUUCUUGUUACAGAAUGUCUUUCUAAAUAUUUGAUAUUACGAGUUGUUUUGCUCAGAUCGUAUAAGAAAUUGUCUUGCAUAAGUCUUUCAAAAUCGUUUCUUUGUCCUUACAUAUGUAUGUAUGUAUGUGUAAUAAAUUAGAUUUUAUCAUUGCU